This is a messenger RNA of Exophiala oligosperma, 2214 nucleotides long. RefSeq lists its product as uncharacterized. Bases 1 to 2214 code for a protein of 737 amino acids. Gene Ontology annotation, molecular function: zinc ion binding; DNA-binding transcription factor activity, RNA polymerase II-specific; DNA binding. Gene Ontology annotation, biological process: regulation of DNA-templated transcription; DNA-templated transcription. The record is from RefSeq and is a predicted model, not a curated record. The transcript is spliced from 10 exons. NCBI's taxonomy places the organism in Eukaryota, Fungi, Ascomycota, Eurotiomycetes, Chaetothyriales, Herpotrichiellaceae.
AUGACCAGCCAAUCAUCCGGCUCAAAAUGUCCUUCGGCAUGUAACUACUGCCGAGUCAAGAAGGCCAAAUGUAGUGGAACGAAACCAUGCCAUAACUGCCUGUCUCACCAAGAAGUCUGCUGGUAUCCGGUUCCGACCGCGCGGAAGCGUAAAGACACAGAUGGCAGUCUGCUGGGACAAUUUUCCCACUUUCAGCCAUAUACCUAUCCCAAUAAAGCAGCCCGGCCUCAGAAAAGCCCGCAACGAAAUUCAACUCUACAGCCCUCGGGGGCGAAAGCCCCCCCAAGACCCAUACGGCCCUUGGGGAACUCCAGAGAGGGUGUCGAAGCACCACAGCCACCAACCUCCGAAGACCAUGCUGUCCCUGCAGGUGCAAGCGUUUCACGCUCACAACAUAAUGAACAGCAGAUCAGUGUCCAAUCUGAGUCUUUUGAUAUGCGUCCCGAAGAAGUGACACAGUCGGUAUGGUGCCAAAGAAACCCCAGAUGUGGCCAAGAUGACGUGCUGAACGCCGAUGUUUGCUCUCCCGAGGACUCUCUGAAUACCGCUCCUGCAUUGAUAUCACCAUCUACACCUGCGGACCAGUUUUGUGGCGCUGAUGAAGGGAUUCUGUUAGAUGGGACAGCUUCGUACCUUCCGAUCUGUACUCAGCCCGCUCUAGACUGGGUUUCGCGCCACAUAGGUGUGCCGGAUUUUGCGUCUAUCGCCAAGCAGCUCACUCUGGAACUGAUGGGUCACGAUCGGGAGAGGGCGGUGCCAGCUGAGAGAGCUAUAGAGCCCGACUUCCAAACGGCAUGGGCAUGGGCAACGGCCUACUUUGAAACAAGUCAAGAUGUGGCUUUUGGCAUUAUCGAUCGCUCUGUCUUUGAACAACGCCUCCGUGAUCACUAUAGCACCCAAGGCUCGAGCGUCCGUUUCGACUCUGCUUGGUACGCCUUGCGGAAUACCGUAUAUGCCAUCGGUUGUCUCUCCGCACUUAGCAGAGGGCCUUACCCAUCAGCAUUUGUCGAAGCUCGUUCCCAAGCUUGGCGUUACUUUGAGAAUGCUCUUUCUGUACACACGGAACUGAUCUAUGCGCGAAGUGGGAUGGAUGCUGUUCAGGUGAUGAUCGCAAUGGCCUGUUUUUCGGAAGUCCUCGCAACACCGGCGCUUGAAUUUAUGCUUGUAUCAAAUGCGGUUCGCUUAGCGCAGUCGAAGGGAUUGCAUCUCAAAGCUAGAAAGUCCUGGAAGCUCAGCGAAAAAGAGAUUGCUUUCCGAAACACUCUAUGGUGGACUAUCUACAGCAUUGACAAGCACCUAUGCUUUCGGUCAGGCCGACCUAGUGCUAUCAAUGAUAAAGACAUCACCAUUCCAGCGCCCCUGGAUCGAGGUUCAGGAAACGACUGCGGUCAAAGCAUCGUCUCAAUACUGGCCAAACACUACCAGAUUACCAGUCAGGUGCAGGCUCGUCUGUCCUCUGCAGAAGUUGCUAGCAAGGGAUUGAAGGAGCUGCUGCCUGUAGUCAGGGACCUGGACAAACAACUUCGAGAGUGGCACGAUUCUUUACCGACGUGUUUCGUAGCCCAACCGCCCUACAGCUCGGUCUCCCUCCCACCUGGGGUGCACCGUUAUCAUCUUGGGUUUGUCACUUGCCUUUACAACAACACACUUAUCUCAAUUCACACUGUCAGCUGCUAUCCUUGGCAUCCACCAGGCUGUAGGAAUGCCCAUGACUCGGACAUACUGUAUCAAAGACAGGUGAGCACCGACAUACUGGCAUCGGCCUCGCGAGAAAUCAUUGUAGCUACUCAGAGCCUGAACCUUACCGCAGCAUGCGGGAUAUGCGUGACUCUAUACUUUCCACUCGUCGGUUUGAUCAAUUUAUUUCUACACGUAAUCCAACAUCCUAAUCUUCCGACUACAAAUUCCGACAUAUCUCUGAUGGAUACCAUUGUUGGCCAUUUUGGUUAUCUGGAAUACGCAAGUGGUUCCGAGCUUGGAGCCAACGUUCCCCGGAAAAUCGUGUCAUACGCAAGGGAGAUUGUCAAGCGUGGCGGAAGAACAUCCACGUCAUAUGGUUCACAGGAGGUCUCUACCAAUCUCAAUCGUGUCAAUAACUGUGAUACCUUUGAGGCAUCAUUGGAUUACUCUUUGCCAGAGUUUCUUGGACCCGAUAUGAACGAGUUAGGAUUUGAGGAGUGGUCGGUUUUCUUCUCGGAGUUGGUUGAUGCCUGA